AGACAGGAUAUGAAGGGGUCCCGUCCUUAGUUUAUCACAAAGUAGCCAUCGGCAACUCGUCGGCAAAAGCCUUCGAUUCUCGUUUGCAUUGAGCCCUUUUCUCACAUCGGUCCCUUUCGAGGACCCAUCGACUUCGCGAUCAUUACUUUCUGCGCGACCUUCGAAGAGUUGCCGGAAAAGAGUUGCUCGGUGUUCGUAGUCUUUACGAGAAGUGAGGAGUGUCGUGUUUCUCGAGAAGAUUAUUGACAGAAUGGCCUUUACAAGGGUAACUUCCAUCCUACUCUUGGGUCUCUGCUGGGCUGUCUUGGUGUCUUGCGAGAAUCAAACCGUUGCGGAAGUCAAUAACGGGCUCAACGAACCGGAUUUUCCCACCCCUGAGUACAUAUUACCAUGCAGCAGGAAAGAUCCAAAGAUCGAUUCAUGCUUUCUUAAUACGCUCGUCCAUAUCCAACCAUACCUAGUGAAAGGUAUUCCGGAAUUGGAUGUGCCUCCUAUAGAACCGUUGGUAAUUCCCGAAUUGAAAAUGGAGAACGGUCAAGGUCCAGUGCGUGUUAGAGCAAUUUUCACUAACAUCACCACAAUAGGACCAGGAAACUAUAGCAUCAGUAAAGUACGAGUGAAUUUACCAUCAUAUAGAUUUGAUCUACAUCUAUCUUUACCGAAGAUCGACAUUCAUGGUAGUUACGAUAUUAAUGGGAACGUACUCCUCUUCCCCAUACAAAGUCACGGCGAUUUCUGGGCAUUAUUCGGAGACGUAAAGGCAGUCGCUCGCAUACAGGGUGUCGAGGAAGUGAAGAAUGGCGUUCGUUACAUGAAUGUUUCUCGAUUAUUAAUCGAUUUCAGUCUCGGUCGUGCCAGAUUUCGCAUAAACGAUCACCUGAAUGGCAACAAUGUAAUCGGUCAAGCGAUGAAUCAGUUCCUGAAUCAGAAUAUCAAGGAAAUCAUUGAAGAGAUGAGACCGGCGGCCAGUGCAAGUAUCGGCAAGUACUUUAAGGACUUCCUGAAUGCCGUCUUCACCAAACUGCCCUUGAAAGUUUGGAUGCACGAUACGUAAUAGUUACCAAUUCUCGAUAACGCGAUAUGAAUUUCACGCGCGACAUCCAUGACUAUCAUACAUUUCAUGAUUGCAAAUAUCGUAACUCUUUUUAUAUAAUAAUACGUAGUAAAUAAGUAAUCAUGACUUUAUAAGAUUUAUAAAAGCAUAAAACAUACGUAAUGAUUAUAAUUCAUGAUUCAUCAAAAUCGGUUUACGUAUAAUUCACACGUACUUUAAAUUAAUGAAAUAAAUAAUAAUUACG
This is a messenger RNA of Pogonomyrmex barbatus (red harvester ant), 1298 nucleotides long. Its product is annotated as protein takeout. The record is from RefSeq and is a predicted model, not a curated record. NCBI's taxonomy places the organism in Eukaryota, Metazoa, Arthropoda, Insecta, Hymenoptera, Formicidae. Gene Ontology annotation, biological process: multicellular organismal reproductive process.